This is a messenger RNA of Salvelinus namaycush (lake trout), 2423 nucleotides long. Its product is annotated as solute carrier family 49 member A3-like. Lineage: Eukaryota; Metazoa; Chordata; Actinopteri; Salmoniformes; Salmonidae. The coding region runs from base 131 to 1729 and encodes 532 amino acids. The record is from RefSeq and is a predicted model, not a curated record. The transcript has 10 exons. Gene Ontology annotation, cellular component: membrane. Gene Ontology annotation, biological process: transmembrane transport. Gene Ontology annotation, molecular function: transmembrane transporter activity.
UUCUCGGGAAGGACAAGACAAUGUAUGUUUAUCAUAAGCGUUUUAAAUCCACAUGACCCUUUAACAAUAUGAUCGUUUGAGAUUCAUAAAAAAAGUUUUAAAGUCUAUUGCACCUGGCUGGAUACUACUCAUGGAAAAUGAAGAUAAUCUCUCGGAUGAAUUUCGGGUGCAUAUUGUCGUUCCGAGUAAACCCAAUCCAAUACUCGAAAAACGUAUUGUAUUCAAAGUAUACAAGAGGAGAUGGUUAAUUUUGUUCGUGCUGUGCUUGCUAAAUUGCUCGAACUCUAUGUUAUGGCUGACCUUUGCUCCAGUGGCGGACCAGUCAGCCCAGUUCAUGGGUGUCACCCUGGACCAGAUCAACUGGCUGUCCAUCAUCUAUAUGGUGGUGGCCAUACCUCUCAGCUUUGGGACCACAUGGAUGCUGGACACCUUAGGGCUCCGAAUCACAUUGGUGCUGGGUUCGUGGCUCAACAUGUUGGGAGCUGUGCUGCGUUUCGUGAGCGUCCUGGGGAGCCAUGUCAGUGCGGCCAAAUUCCCUGUGGUGAUGGGGGGCCAGACCCUGUGUGCCCUGGCUCAGCCCCUGGUCAUUUUCACCCCCACCAAGCUGGCAGCGCUCUGGUUCCCAGAGCACCAGCGGGCCACUGCCAAUAUGAUAGCCUCCAUGUCAAAUCCCCUUGGGAUUCUUGUUGCUAGCAUCUUUUCCCCUAUGAUUGUGGGGACCACCAACAACAUCUCUUCAUUGCUGUUCAUAUAUGCUGUACCAGCAGUCAUCAUCUGUUUCCUAGCAACAGUUGGGAUCCGUGAUAGUUCCCCCCCAACGCCCCCCUCAGCCAGUGCAGAAAGCUCCAACUCGGAGCCCUUCCUGGAGGGAAUCAUGCAGUUGCUGAGGAACAAGGCUUACAUGAUUCUCCUGCUGUGCUUCGGCUCAGGGAUCGCUGUAUUCACCUGCUUCUCUACACUGCUGGAGCAGAUCAUGUGUGUCCGAGGGUACCCUAAUGACUUUGCAGGACUGUGCGGGGGUCUCUUCAUUGUGUUCGGUAUUGUCGGGGCUGGUUUCCUGGGACUGUACGUCGACAAAACCAAGAAGUUUAUAGAGGCCACCAAGGUUAACAUGAGCCUUUCAGCGCUGGCCUGCAUUGCCUUUUCAGUGGUAUCUCAGAUGCGGAAUCAGAGAAUAGCCUUGGUCGUUGUUUGUUCGCUCUUUGGCUUUUUCGGCUUCUCCAUUUACCCGGUUGCCAUGGAGUUGUCUGUGGAGUGCUCCUACCCGGUUGGAGAGGCCACCUCAGCUGGCCUCAUCUUCAUAUCAGGACAGAUCCAGUCAGUUAUCUAUAUACUGCUUCUUCAGGGGUUGACCAAACCAAUGGCCGACUCGCCCUUCUCUACCUGUUCUGCAGGAGGAGAUGCAGCCUUGAGUUGGAGGGUGCCCAUGCUGGUGAUGGCAGGUCUGUGCAGUGCCUUUACCUGCUGCUUUGUUAUCUUCUUCCACACGGAGUACAGGAGACUGGACGCUGAGGCACAGGCUAGUGGAAAAAAGACAACUCUGACAACCUGUGACAGCAUGCCAAACCGUAACAAGACAAACUCUGACGACCCGCCAGACUCCAACAACAAGACAAACUCUGACGACCCGCCAGACUCCAACAACAAGACAAACUCUGACGACCCGCCAGACUCCAACAACAAGACAAACUCUGACGACCCGCCAGACUCCAACAACAAGCCAAACUAACAACACACAAGACUCUGACCAAAAGGAGGAACAGGCCAGUGGUUAACUGAACUGCUGUUGAGAUGACCACCUCACUGGCAUCAUUUCGGAAGCACGCCAACUCUCACAAGAGGCCAAAUGUAUUGACUUACCAAUACAUUCCUUUAUAGUAUAUAUAUAGUAUCUAGACAGGCGGGUUGCCUCUCACAAUGUAUCAAUGCGUCAGCUGGGACAGAGGACAAAUUGCUCCUAGGUCUGGGUUUCCGAGACUAGUAGAAAUACCCUAUAAAUGUCUGAUUACUAUUGUAAGGCAAUGGUAAGGAAGGCAUUUAGAAUGUAACAGUAAUCAUCUGAAGUGAAUGAUUAGAUUUUAUGGUGGUGGUAAACUGGGCUUUCCUUUUUAAUACAGGUAUGCACCGAAUAGCACCUUUGUCCUGAAGCAGAGCAGAGUUGAAGUCAUUUCUGCUCUGUAAAAGUGGACAUAUUUCACAUGCAAAAGAAAUCCAAAACCUGAAUUGACUAGAAUUUCAAUGGAAUUAAACUUUUGUUGGUGGACAUGUUUACACCCCAAAAGCAUACAAAAAGGUAGACUAGUUCAUAAAAAAAAUCCAGAUACAUAAAUUGCCACAUGUCUGUUCCACUUUUAUACAUUGUGUUUAAGUGACGUUUUAAACUACUCGUAAAUAUACAAAAAAAUAAGUUAUUAAAUUAACCA